AUGCAUGCCCGCAAUCAUGUCGUUGUCAAUGAUCCGCUGCACAAUAACAGUCAAGAACUGGUCAUAAUUAGACCAGUCGCCGUUAUCACCAGGCCACGUCUUACUUUCAUCUGUAAAGUCGGUGCCCCAGAGGUCAUGGAGCAGCAACUGGAACUUGCCACCGUACUUGCGAGCAGUACGGUAAUUGCUCAAAGUAGACUGCCAGCGUUGCUCCAUCUCACCCCAAGACCAACCGCGAUUUGGCGCACCCAUUUGGGCUCCGCCGGCUCGGAACCAGUGAAGGCCAGCUUCAGUAUAAAAUUUGUCGGGGAUCUGGCCUGGCUGGUCCGGGAUACCGUAAAUGACGAAGUCAAGGCCAAGAAUCUUAUCAACCACUGGGUGACAUAUCUUAGCACGCACAACUGGACCCUGCACACGAAUUACCUGCCUGGAGAAUUCGAAAAGGUCCCAGGAGAGAAGGAUCCAGGAGACACGACUGCCCCGCCCUACAGGUACAAGAACAUUCGCUCGUACGAGAACGGCAAGGAGGGCGGGCCAAGCAGAUACCUCGGCCCCGAGAGUUUCCUGCUGCUCCCAUGUGAGCUGUACUCACUGAAGCACUGCGCCGAGUCGCUCUCGGUGCGUAAUAAUAUUGCGCCUUGGAUCAACGCAUCGUUCCCCAUCGGGUUCAACAUCUCGUACCACAUUUUACCUCCGGUCGUGGCGGCAGCACGGGAUGGCCUGCGAUAUGUGCUGGACCACCUCGAAUUCGAGAAGCAAUACCGGAUCGAGCUCAUCCCUGGAUGGGAAAAGGGCGACCUCAAGGGCAAGCUGUCACUGAGUAUACCCGAGAGCAAGAAGGCGGCGAUACUGGAUGCGUUUGAGAAGUCGGUCUACGAAAUGCGGGAUCCUCUAUUCAGAGACCCGACCUCGAUUGGUUCCCGAGGAAGCCCUCUCUACCCCAAUGCCAUACGUAACCGGGUGCCGUUCUUCCCAGACGAUCUACGAGUGCUCCCACUCAACGAGAUCCUUCAAGAUCUCCUGGCGCAGGUCAUGCCAUGGUUCCAAGACGACCUGCUCUUUGAGUACCUCGCUUUCCAGCUGACCUUUGAUCCCAGAAUCACAAACAAGUUAGGAUUGGUGGUCCUUUCAGGUGCCAGUGUCCCGGGACUCUACUUUGGGUGGAAGGAUGGCACGGCACCCACGGAAGCCCCAGACGCAUCCUUGGCCGGAUACAUUUUCUGGAGCAUGCUCAUGGAGCUGGAAACGAAACCCAUUCUGAAUUGUCUCUUGCGGCCUCUGGCGGCGAGCCACUACGGCGCGCUCAAGGCAGCGCAGAAUCCAAACGGCCUGUGGGCAGCCGUGUGCGAAGACCGGGCUGCGAUCGACACCGCCCUCCAGAACUUCCUCAACCUGGGCGCGCCAUCGUUCGACUCGAAGCCCUAUGCUUGGAAAUCCCUCAUCCGCAACACCAUUCUAAGCGCCAUCGACGAGUUUAAGAAGACCGGCAAAUACUACGUCAUGGUAACCGAUGCGGCUGGGGCAGUAGUCCAAGAUCUUAUGGAUACUUCCGUGGUUUUCAUAUGCAACAUCUGGAAGGCCGGCGAGCAAACAUUAUCCACGCUGCACAAGUUGGCCGGGCAGGUGGAGCAGUGGUGGUGGAUACCGGGUCAAGGAGGUCUACAGAGGGGGGAUAAAAGUCAUGAUGUGGGGCCAAUUAAAACGCGUCUCCUCUACUGUGUAUAA
Molecule: messenger RNA, 1725 nt
Organism: Clonostachys rhizophaga
Lineage: Eukaryota; Fungi; Ascomycota; Sordariomycetes; Hypocreales; Bionectriaceae
Source: the annotation of a GenBank genome assembly